GGGGUUUGGUCAAGCGAGAAGCAGCUGUCCUCCAAUAAGAUUGUGCCACCUCAACGCCAGCAUGCUCACGUAGAGCACCAGAACCUUCUUCCUCCUCCUCCUCCUCGGGGUACACCAGAAUCGCUCCCUUCCCAUUUCCAGAAGCAUCGAUCAUCGAUCGUGGAUCGCGGAGAGCAUGGCUCCCACACAAGUGUACGUGCCUAGGCCUCUGCAAGUGUGGAGAGCAGUGGUGAAUUGGCUCGGAUUCUUCCUCCAAAUCUUCCUCCAGAUCUUCAGAGGUACCCCAUCUCUGCCUCAGCUCCUCUCCUACAUCGGCCUUCGCCACCCUCUUCUCCCCUCCUCCGCUUCCUCCUUCAGGCCCUUGCCUGUGAUCGAGCUUCCGCUGCACGACUCCUCGCCAGAGCCGCCCUCUGUUCCUCUUUCUUCGCCGCCCUCUGCUCCUCUUUCUUCGGCGCUGCCCGUUAGAGUCGUUGAACAUAGUCCUUUCGGUGGUGGCGUUGGCGGCGAUGAUGACGGUGGUGAUGAUCGUCCCUUGGAGAAGCUGACGGUUGUUCUUGACUUGGAUGAGACUCUGGUAUGUGCAUAUGAAACCUCUAGCUUGCCUGCCCAUUUACGCACCCAGGCAAUAGAAGCUGGACUGAAGUGGUUUGAGUUGGAAUGUGUAUCUUCAGACAAGGAAUGUGAAGGAAAACCAAAUAUCAGUUAUGUAACAGUGUUUGAACGACCUGGUUUACAAGAAUUCUUAGAACAGAUCAGUGAAUUUGCAGAACUUGUUCUUUUCACUGCUGCUCUUGAAGGCUAUGCUAGACCUCUUGUUGACAAAAUUGAUGCGGGAAACAGAUUUAGUAAACGGCUUUAUCGGCCUUCAACAGUUAGCACAUUCAAAGAGUCUAAAGAAGGUACUGUUGCCAGUGAUUCAUCCAAUGGUAAGGAUAGCUUGAAAGUGCUAGAGCUCUUUUGGUGUUCAGUAGAGUAUUUAAGAGAAUAGUUUGAGGUGCUGCAAACCUUUGGUAAUGGAAAGAUAUUAAUGUAUGUGGAAAGAUGAAUUCACCUGCUGACAUUAUUGCUUCUUACUGUAAUUCCUUUAAUAGAAAAGACAUAUACAUCUUACUAGAGUUGUCAAAUAGGGUCAUAUUUGUUUAUAAAUGGUUCAAUUGGUUGUAAAUAUCUGAGAUAGUAGUUAUUAGUAAAACUUCUUACUGAAAAAGAAAAAAAAAAAGAGAAAAACAAGCAAAAUGUAGAAGUACCAAAAUGUCCUAUGAAGAGUAGACAAAUGCACCAAGCGUUACAAAAAUCUGAGGCAUGGAGCCCAAGGAAAUCAGAAGCACAAGCACAGAUAAAAAAACAACAGAAAGAUUUUGUCCUCUUUGGGACUGGUGAUCCUAAAAUGUGAAAAAAUUAUCUGGACAAGCCUUAGUGGUUGAUUCGCUAAAAUGUGAGAUGAAAUUUACUGUCUGCAUUUGAAUGCUCGUGUUUGAAAACUUGUUUAUCAGGUUCCGGAUAAGAUUUGAUUCUGAUCCAUGGUCUUGGCUUACUGUGAAAUGUACUCUUCUGUUUGAGUUUGAACAAUCAUGUUUGAAAGGUUGUUCUUGAGAUUUUUUCCUCUCUUUUAGGUGCUUCUAUAUUAUUAUUUACUUAUUUGGUUGUUAUUAGAAUCUGAUUCCAAGUCACUUGGGCUGAGGGUGGGAUAUUGAACCAAUAUGCUUCAUAAAAAUUGGACUCUGGAGUACAACAAACCACAUUAGUCAAUUUUCAGAGCAUCUUUACUUUUUGGUUGGUAUCAAUUUGAUGUAGUGCAGGCAAGGAUUGCCUCAUUUUCCAAAACCUCUCUUAUAAAGGCGUGGGGCUCCUUAUUCCAAUUCUCUUGCAAAGGCAUGGGCCUUCACAUUCAUGAAUUCUAUUGUGCAUGUGCAAAAGAAGUUCAGAAAACAAUCAAAAUGUCAACUUUUUUAGUUGUUAUGUUUGCUAGGGGCAAGGAUCAGAGGAGAAUGCUUCCAUAGAAAUAGACCUAGGUGACUGAUGCAGAGAGAUGCCUUCAAAAUGCUAUCUGCUGUGUGACACAUUCUAAUCAUACAAAAGGAAAGAUCUUUGAACAGUUAAACUGGUUAUGUAUCAUGGGUCAAUUAUGUUUUAUGGACUUUGAUAGAGCCAGACUAAUUAUGCUUUAUGGUUUGAACUGAUGGGAAACCUAAGUAUGACACCAUGUGAGACAAACGGUGGGAACUAUAAGAUGCAGGAGUCCAAGGACUGGAGUGGGGCUAGAAUUUUGCACUCAAGCAAAUAUUAGUUAGUCCUCUAGAACCAAAAAGGGGAAAGAAAAACAGAGAGAUACUGCAGGACUUAAUGCAGGUAGGAAAAAA
This is a messenger RNA of Vitis riparia (riverbank grape), 2360 nucleotides long. RefSeq names its product carboxy-terminal domain RNA polymerase II polypeptide A small phosphatase 1-like. The record is from RefSeq and is a predicted model, not a curated record. Gene Ontology annotation, molecular function: phosphoprotein phosphatase activity. The transcript is spliced from 5 exons. The coding region runs from base 176 to 988 and encodes 270 amino acids. Lineage: Eukaryota; Viridiplantae; Streptophyta; Magnoliopsida; Vitales; Vitaceae.